Molecule: messenger RNA, 1027 nt
Organism: Pipistrellus kuhlii (Kuhl's pipistrelle)
Lineage: Eukaryota; Metazoa; Chordata; Mammalia; Chiroptera; Vespertilionidae
Gene: RBBP9
Product: RB binding protein 9, serine hydrolase
Exons: 4
Coding region: 16-729 (237 amino acids)
Molecular function (GO): hydrolase activity
Source: RefSeq, a predicted model, not a curated record
GAGGAGGGAACGGGAAUGUCAGUAAGAGGCAAGUAUUGUAAAAGGUGGUAUCCAUUGGGUGCCCUGUGGGUUAAGGAAGGCUGGAGUAACCCUAUUGGUCCCCUAGAACUACAAUCCCCAGAAUGCCGCAGUGCAGGCUCCCUUUGGGCUCAGAGCACUGCAGGAUCGGCUGCCAGGGUAGUCUGGCUUACCUGCGAUCAUGGCUUCUCCUUGCAAGGUGGUGAUUGUUCCCGGGAACGGAGACGUGAAUGUGGCGGACGAGGACGGAUGGUAUUGCUGGGUGAAGAAGAGGCUGGAUCAGUUACAGCUCGAGAGAGCAUCUGGCUGCCCUUCAUGGAGACAGAGCUGCAUUGUGACGAGAGGACCAUCAUCAUAGGCCACAGUUCCGGGGCCAUCGCAGCCAUGAGGUAUGCAGAAACACAUCGAGUGUUUGCGAUUGUAUUAGUGUCUGCAUACACAUCAGACUUAGGGGAUGAAAAUGAACGUGCAAGUGGCUACUUCAACCGCCCUUGGCAGUGGGAGAAGAUCAAAGCCAACUGCCCUCUCAUUGUGCAGUUCGGCUCCACUGAUGAUCCUUUCCUACCAUGGAAGGAACAACAAGAAGUGGCAGACAGUUUGGAAACCAAAUUUUACAAAUUCACUGACCGUGAGCACUUUCAGGACACAGAGUUUCCUGAAAUGAUUGAGGUGGUAAAGGCUAUACUGAAAAUAUCAGCACAAACAGAAUGAGGUCUGCUAUUUUGCAUACCAGUAUAGUAGAACAAUGAUCAGAUUAUAGGUAAUUCAUCAGAAAUGCCUAAAACCCCCCCACAAAUUUCAGUGUUCAAACUAAGUUACAAAUAACAUUUCCAUUUUCCUUAGACUCUAUAUCUUUCCAAAUUGCUAUGAAUUAAAGCAGUAUUUUCCCUAUGAUAAGGGACAUAAGGACAUGUUAACCAUCCAAAGUGAAUAAGACACAAAUGGAACCCAGGUUUCCUGGUUUCUAGCCCAGAUUAAAACAAAAUUAAUUUAAUGUAUACGAGUUGUA